AUGGCCACGAUCACAGAAUUCCUGCAUUGUAAAUAUGGAACGAACACCCAAGGAGAGAUAACCAAAUCACUGAGUAGAUUGCAGAUUGAUUCCUUACUGUCCAAUAUCAAGAAGAAAACACUUCACUCGAAGCUAUUUGAAUCCCUUGAUGAUAACAAUUUUGAUAUUCAAUCGUCUUCAACAUGGCUUAAGAAAGGAAAUAUAUCUCCUAAAUCUGAAGCUAUGUUUUCAUUUCUUCAAGACAGGAAUAUUUUUUUCAGAGACCCUAAUUCAAAAUGUUCACACUGUAAAUCUUCCAAUAAGACGGUUGAUCACAUGGCAACUAGAUGCAACAGGAUGCUUAAUUCGGAUUAUACGAGAAGACACAAUGAAAUUAGUCUAGAUUCUAGUCUAGUCGUAAAACACAAAAAACCUUUCACUGAUGGGGAAAUUUUAAAAUCUUGUUUUUUAGAAGCUGCCGAUUCACUAUUUGAUGGUAUGAAAAAUAAACAGGAAAUUUCAAAUUGCAUCAAAGAGCUUCAGCUCUCAAAACAGUCAAUUGUCAGAAGGGCUGAAAGCAUUUCUGAAAAUCUUCUUUCGCAGUUAAAAAAGGAUCUUUACGCAUGUUCGUGUUUUUCUCUACAGUUUGACGAAUCAAACGAUGCUAUUGAUAUCGCCCAUCUAUGUGUAUUUUCCCGUUUAAUCUUCCAUGAUCUAACUGUCAAGGAAGAGUUAUUUGCUAUUAUACCUAUGAAAGAAAGAACAACUGGUGAAAAUAUUUAUAAUUCUUUCAAAACGUUUUUGUUAUCAUUCGAAUUAUUACCGUUAAUGAAGAAACUUGUAUCCAUAACAACAGAUGGAGCCCUUGCAAUGAUUGGGAAUCAAAAUGGAUUUAUUGCAUUUUGUCGGAAAGAUGAACAUUUUCCGAAAUUUUUAUCAUAUCAUUGCAUCAUUCACCAACAUGCAUUAUGUGGGAAAAUGUUAAAUUUCAACUAUGUUAUGGAGACAACAGUUAAAAUUAUUAAUUCCAUCCGAGCCAAGCCCCUACAAAGAAGAUUAUUUCGACUUUUUCUAGAACAAGUCGAUGCAAUCUAUGGCGAUCUACCUUUACAUUGUGACAUAAGAUGGUUAAGCAAGGGAUUAAUUCUCAGUCGUUUCAUAGAAUUAUUAUCAUACAUUAAAGAAUUUUCUAAAGAAAACAACAAGAAUUGGCAUUUUCUUGAAAAUCCUGAUUGGCUAAUAAACUUGGCAUUUUUAACCGAUAUUACCAGCAAACUGAAUGAACUCAGUUUAGAAUUACAGGGAAAGAAUAGAUAUAUUAUCGAUAUGAUCAGUUCAAUAAAUGCUUUCAUAAUGAAACUGUCAAUAACCCAGGCUGAGUCGACAACCCAGCAACCCUGUGCCACUCCAUUCAAGUAUUUGAGAGUACGACUGCACAGUCCAGAGGAACCUGGACAAAAUAAGGUCACAAUGCCGACCUUCAACGACCACAUGGGAUGUCACAUUCGCAUUAAAACUAGUGCUAUAACUCACUCCAAAAAAGUCUGA
Octopus sinensis (East Asian common octopus) is the source of this 1527-nucleotide messenger RNA. Its product is annotated as zinc finger BED domain-containing protein 5-like. The coding region runs from base 1 to 1527 and encodes 508 amino acids. The record is from RefSeq and is a predicted model, not a curated record. The transcript is spliced from 3 exons. NCBI's taxonomy places the organism in Eukaryota, Metazoa, Mollusca, Cephalopoda, Octopoda, Octopodidae.